Molecule: messenger RNA, 2166 nt
Organism: Trachymyrmex septentrionalis
Lineage: Eukaryota; Metazoa; Arthropoda; Insecta; Hymenoptera; Formicidae
Exons: 2
Coding region: 503-1555 (350 amino acids)
Source: RefSeq, a predicted model, not a curated record
AUUUAUAAGACAGAGUAAUUCCACAUGACUUCUCAGUCAACGAUCGUUGUCAACACCUUGAGCCAUAUUGCGCUUCGGAAAGAAACGCGAAGUCGUCUUAGUUUCAAACAAAAAAGCGAGUAAUUAAACAUAUUCUGAGUCGGUAUUACUCGAGUAUAGUUCUUUAUUAGAAGCGGCAAUGACAAACAACGAUUAAAAUUAUUAAAGAGUGCCGAAUUACGUCGGAAAAUAAAAAAUUAUAUUUUUAUUAAUUUUUAAUAUCUUCUUAAACAUUUAUUGUAAAUGUUUACAAGAUCACACUACAAGACUACAAAGUAUUGCGACUUAAGCUUAAACUUUAUUGAUCAGAUUAUUCAACAAUUGAAUAAUUCUUCAAAAACAAUAUAAAAUUAUCGUUGGAUUACUUCUCGCAAGUUAGUUGCUUGAUUCAUCGGACCAACCACUUAGUGAUUCAAGAAAGACAAACUAAGUAGUCUCAGCGAAUAUUCAUUCCUAUUAAAGAAUGAAAGGAACGUUGGUAAUCAUAUUCGUUUUGAUGGUCUUAACUGUCCAUUCGCCGGUGGAGGGAAAGAUAUUCGGGCGAUGCGAAGCUGUAAAAGAGCUGCAGAAAGCUAAAAUCAGUAGGACCUUCUUCAGCAAUUGGAUCUGUCUGAUGGAAAGCGAAAGUGGGAUGAACACCGCACUGAUGACUGGUCCAAAAACAGCCUCCAGCUAUUCUUAUGGUAUUCUUCAGAUCAACAGUAACAAAUGGUGUGCCAGAGGACGUACAGGUGGGAACUGUAAUAAGCGCUGCGAAGAUUUCCUGAACGAUGAUAUACACGACGAUAUUACGUGUGCCAAGAAAAUCGUCGAUCAGGAUGGAUUCAAGGCUUGGGAUGGAUGGAUGAAAAAGUGCAAGAACAAACCACUACCGGACAUUUCAAACUGUAUACGUAGGAGAAGAAUGGCCGAGAUUGAGAUCGAUCCGAUUUUCCGAUGGAUUAUUUCUUCUCGCAAAUUGAUCGCUCGAAUAACCGCUCAAUUAAUAAUUCAAGUAAUCGAGAAAGACGACUUUAAUACUUGUCAAAUAGUCCCGGCGAAUACUCAUUCACGUGAAAAAAUGAUGAGUUUGUGGAUCCUGUUCAUUCUGAUGAUCGUAACCGCGCAUUCGCCGGUGGAAGGAAAGAUAUACACACAAUGCGAGGCUGCAAGGCAGUUAGUGAUAGCCAGAAUCAGUAGGUCCUUCAUCAGCAAUUGGGUCUGCCUGAUGCAAUACGAAAGUGGGAUGGACACGCAUCUGGUAACUGGUCCAAAGAGAGGUUCCAGCUAUUCUUAUGGUAUCCUUCAGAUCAACAGUGCCGAGUGGUGCAGCAGAGGGCAUAGAGGUGGCAACUGCCAUAAGCGCUGCGAGGACUUUCUAAGUGACGAUAUACAGGAAGACAUCGAGUGUGCCAAGAAGAUAUUCUAUCAGCACGGAUUCAAGGCUUGGAAUGGAUGGGUCAAGAACUGCAAGAACAAACCAUUGCCAAACCUCGCACAUUGCUUCCGACGGAAAAGAAUGGCGACCAAAGUCUGAAAACUGAGCUGAUUCUGUGAUGAUUGGGUGAUUGUGAUGUUGUUUUUGACUGCAAUCGAUACAAGGCUCAAAUUGAUUUUGCUUUUAAUUUCAUUAUUUGUAAUCAUUCACGAAUUAAAUUUUACUAACUUACAUAAUUUGAUUCCAUCAGAUCAUUUCAACAAAUUGCGUAUCUGUUUCCAUUAAAGAAUUCGUCUAAUUGCGCGCACCGUACCUGUUGAACGUAAUAAAAACAAAGUACCCUGUAUGUUUUGUAAAUAUGAAUAUCUAAACGGAUUGUAUCAACUUAUGAUGUAAUGCUUUACAGCCAUCUUAAACCUACGUUGCACAGCUUGACAGACUACGCGAAAUGGUUUAGAAAUUCCGACUAUUAGAAUCGCAAAACUGUACGUGAUGAGAUUUCGCUGAUGUCUUCCCGAUUUCAUCCCUUUAUAUUCGUGUUACGUGUGCAUUCAAGAAGAUCGUUUUUGCUCCUAAGUCCGAAUGUCAUAUUUACGACAUUCAGAAAUAAGAUGGACAAGCCUUAUGUAACUAAAUAUCUCUGUGAUGAAGUAAAGAAGUAAGCUUUUAAAAAUUUCUUAAAGAGAAAGAUGUAUAUAGAAGUGUUACAA